AUGUCGACCUCGAGCGGGAAGCCAUCAGCAGGCGACUUUCUGGUGAUCUUAUGCACAAAUAAGGAGCAGCUUCGACAAGCGUACGAAGUCCGAAUAGAGGUGUUUCACAAAGAGCAAGGAUUCAGUUUGGAGAGCGAAGUAGAUGAGUAUGACCUGAUCAGCGCUCAUUUCAUUCUUGCUUGCAAGAGCGACCCUAAAAGAGGCCUCGGGACCAUUCGCUUCUCUCCCUAUCCUUCGGCAGGCUCACUCAACAAAGUGGAGGGCCUCCCAGCAGACACACCGCUCGGUCCUCCUCUCACGGAAGACCAGAUUGCAACAGCGUUCGUAAAGACCGGUCGCAUGGGAAAAAGCGAAGACCUCUUGCAAGCAGGAGCCAAGCUGGGUCGUCUCGCGUUGCUUGCUGAAUUGCGAGGGUCAGGCUGGGGUAGGUUGCUAGUCGAGCAGGGCGAGGCCUGGCUCGCUAACGCUCUCCGGAGAGCGGCCGCAAAUUCGAAGCACUCGGAUGCAGUAUCGAUGUGCAACAUUCGUCUGCAUAGCCAGAUGCCCGUUCGCGCAAUGUACGAGAAAUUUGGGUACAAGGGCGAAGGCGAGCCAUUCGAUGAAGACGGAGCACCACACAUGCUGUACACAAAGACAUUGCCAUUGUAGAAUUUAUCAUAGGCUCAAUCUCAACGUAUCCACUACCCUUGC
This is a messenger RNA of Tilletiaria anomala UBC 951, 690 nucleotides long. RefSeq lists its product as uncharacterized. The coding region runs from base 1 to 648 and encodes 215 amino acids. Lineage: Eukaryota; Fungi; Basidiomycota; Exobasidiomycetes; Georgefischeriales; Tilletiariaceae. The record is from RefSeq and is a predicted model, not a curated record. The transcript has 3 exons. Gene Ontology annotation, molecular function: acyltransferase activity, transferring groups other than amino-acyl groups.